GCUAUCUGCUCUCACUGCAUUAUCAAUCUGGUCGCCGUGCUCAAUAAGGAACCAACUUCGUGUGUUGUAAUGCAUCUCCUAUGGAAGUGCCGAAAAACUGUAUCCGUGCUUAAUUUCACGAACGGCGUUGCUGCAAAUGUUAUUUUUCGGCAGUAGAAUGCUUGAUUUAAAAUAUCAAUUAAAGCUCUGAAGUGUCAUGUCGGUUGAAGACUCACAAUGAUUAGUAAUUUUGGAUUUUUUAUUUAACGAUGCGAAAAUGGAUAAAUAUCGUUCGCGUGAGGAAAACAGCGUAAUCAAGAUAUCUCUUCAUCUUAAGAUUUUGUAUGGAAUUUUAUUUAUCAAUUGCUCAGUAACGUUUCUAAUGAUAAUGAUGUGGUACACGAGUUACAUUGGUGGUCAAUGUACAAAAGACGACUUCCAAGAUAGACAGGAAGUCCGUAUUUCAGCAAUAUCUCACAUGAACCUUACAGAAGACAAAUCAGAAAAUACCAAGAGAAAUCGAAGAUCGUACACUGCAAAUGUGCCAUCAAGUUGUGCUGUGUUUAUUCGUGAUUGCAAAGAUUCAAUACAAGAUUCAUUCUCACUGAAAGGUCAGAAAGGUGACAGAGGUUAUACCGGAGUCCCAGGGGUCACCGGAAGUAUGGGACAAAAAGGAUCUAAAGGUGAUACUGGGGCUAUUGGACCGAUUGGACCCAGAGGACGGAGGGGAGAAGUAGGACUUCCGGGUCUUCGAGGCUCACCCGGCGAAAGGGGGUUUCCUGGUGAACCAGGAAUCCCUGGAGAGCCCGGAUUACCAGGACCGAAGGGAGACAAAGGGAAGCAGGGACUUCUGGGAUUCCCCGGUGAUGACGGACCAGCAGGUCUAAUAGGAGAGAAAGGGGCACCUGGUGAGAGGGGACCCCUGGGACCGUACGGGCCAGUGGGACCCACGGGUCCCCCAGGUCCAAUGGGGUAUAAAGGAGAUAAAGGUUACCGAGGUCUCAUUGGAUACACAGGACACAAAGGUGACAAAGGAGAAGUCGGGCCUAAAGGGGACCAAGGUUACGGAUAUCCCGGAGUGACCGGACCCAGGGGACCAAAAGGGGAUAAAGGUGAAUGUCAAGCUUCUUCCUUCAAAAUGGAAAACCUGAAAAUGGAAAGAGAUGCCACAAAUCGUCCAGUUCGCACGCCUCAAAGAGACAAAUUUGUUGAAACUUCAUAUGGCAGAAAUGUGAAAAGCGACACAAAUUCGGAUAGGAAAAAUAGCUUGUGGGCGUUUUCCCUGAUUAUCGUCUAUGCAAUUUGCUGAUAUGCCAUUAAUGGCUACUAUGGGAUGUAAAACUGAUCUAAACGUGGGUGAACGAAGAAGCGCUUCCCGCUACAGACAAGGCGUAUGUGAGACAACUACGAAGUGCUCGGUGCGAUGACUAAAUCUAAAUUUGCUAACAUCAUAAUCUUACUUGAGAAUGUAAGAUAAAUGGUUUCUUUCUAUUUUUGUUUCCGUUUUACCACUUAUCAUGGAAUAAUUUAUUAUGUAAGUCCAAGUUCAAUCAAAGUCUAACAAUGUAAUAUGUAUUAGAAAACUAGUCAUUGUAUCAACCAAACCUGUCAUUUAAUUUAACAAAAUACUCCCAUUCAUUUGUUUGACUAGUGCUGAGUAUAGAAAAAUGAUGAAUAUCGCAGCAUAUUUUUUUUUUCAUUUAGUUGCUACAAUGUGUACAUUUAAGUUAAUGAUUGCUUCCGUAUUGGUGUAUAUAUUUAAUGUUAAAUUUUUGAUGCAGUUUCACCAGUAGUUCUGAGAAUAAUAAAAAUAUGUUAAUUCUUAAUUGUAAGAAACCUUUGCAGUGUGAUUUUUAUCAAAGUGGCCAGCCACUGAUAUAAGGUUAGAUGAAGUGAAAGUGAUUAAUUAUGGAUGUAGGUGUGAGUUUGUGAAACUUGUAUGAAACCAGAUUAUAUGAAAUAUUGUGGAUUUAUUUUAUGACGGUUAUGUGAACUCCGAAUUACUGUUAUAGAGUAUAAAUGUACUACUUAGUAAGCUAGAGUUUUGAUGUGUAAUUUGUUUCUCAUAUUACAUGGGUAUUAUGUGGUUACUAGUAAUUUUUUACUUGCUUUACUGGUAUAUAAAUGUGCAUUUUCAUGGUUUCAUGCAAAUUAAAAAUUUGCUAUAUCAA
This is a messenger RNA of Saccostrea echinata, 2150 nucleotides long. Its product is annotated as cuticle collagen dpy-7-like. The transcript is spliced from 13 exons. NCBI's taxonomy places the organism in Eukaryota, Metazoa, Mollusca, Bivalvia, Ostreida, Ostreidae. The coding region runs from base 257 to 1288 and encodes 343 amino acids. The record is from RefSeq and is a predicted model, not a curated record.